GCCUUUGACCCGGAGCCGGCUAGUUAUAGCUGUGUCGGCCAAUCUGUUUCCUCUGUAACCGCACAGGUCAACCCGCCCAGUAGAACACAAACCUCACAUUCAGAAUGGGUAACGCACAAGCUAGAAGAAGGAUCAAGGCCACAGACUUCCAUUAUCUUGCUAAAUUCACCGCAUUUGCGAGCAAUGAGUUGGUUGAGGAGUACUACAACAACCUGAUGGAUAAAUACUCUGAUGGAAAAAUGGAUUCUGCAGAUUUUAUUGCAACAUUCAAGCUAGCUUUCCCAGAGAGACCAGCGGAAAAGGUUGAGCUCCUGGCUUCAAGGAUGCAGAACAAGGAUGGAAAAAUAUCAAUGGCAAACAUGAUGAUUCUGUUCUAUCUAUUCUGCAGUGGGAAGACUGAGGAUAAUUUAACUCACAUUUUCAAUCUUUUUGACAUGGACGGAAACAAGGUUAUCACAAUUGACGAGCUUCUGAACCUGAUGUCUGUAUUUAUCGAGAUCGGAGAAGGAAAGAAUCACAAGGUUGAUCUCGCAACUGUCAUGGCUGAGAUGUAUCAGAAAGGAGAUGCCGACAAGAACGAGAAGUUAGAGCUCAAGGAGUUCAUCAGAGGAAUGAUGGAUCAUCCCGUCACAUCCAAGAUCAUGUCUAUCAAGAACAUUGACGCAUUGUUGGAACUGAUGUAAACCCCUUCCUGCCUCCCUGGUCUUCCUGAUAUCCGGAGCUGAUAUACGAGCUCUCAAGUUGGUUAAUCUGCAACCUGAAGCUGAACCAGUUCUCUCUCAAUCUGAUUAUCUUACAACCUGGAGCUGAACCAGUUCUCUCUCAAUCUGGUUAUCUUACAAACUGGAGCUGAACCAGUUUUCUCCACCUUAUUAUCUUACAACCUGGAGCAUAACUGGUCCCCUCUCUCUAGGGUCUCUGGGAGCCCAAACUUAUUCCUCUUUCCCAACCUUUAUUUAUUAAUUUUGAACAUAUUAAAAUGUGAACUGUACUCAUUUAACAGAACUUCUCAAAUAUAUUUGAUCUUCAGAAUAUUUA
This is a messenger RNA of Eurytemora carolleeae, 1038 nucleotides long. Its product is annotated as calmodulin-4. Gene Ontology annotation, molecular function: calcium ion binding. Lineage: Eukaryota; Metazoa; Arthropoda; Copepoda; Calanoida; Temoridae. The record is from RefSeq and is a predicted model, not a curated record. The transcript has 7 exons. The coding region runs from base 105 to 683 and encodes 192 amino acids.